Messenger RNA from Pochonia chlamydosporia 170, 1653 nucleotides. RefSeq names its product glycosyl hydrolase family 16. Gene Ontology annotation, molecular function: hydrolase activity, hydrolyzing O-glycosyl compounds; glycosyltransferase activity. Gene Ontology annotation, cellular component: fungal-type cell wall. The transcript has a single exon. The coding region runs from base 1 to 1653 and encodes 550 amino acids. The record is from RefSeq and is a predicted model, not a curated record. Gene Ontology annotation, biological process: fungal-type cell wall organization; carbohydrate metabolic process. Lineage: Eukaryota; Fungi; Ascomycota; Sordariomycetes; Hypocreales; Clavicipitaceae.
AUGCGUUGCAAAUCAAUUCUUGCCGCGGCGGCUUUCCUUGGCCUCGCCGCCGCUCAGGUUCACACUGACUGUAAUCCCAUGGAACGCGAUUGCCCGGUAGACCCAGCAUUCGGAACCUCUCACCUUUUCAAUUUCAACGUCACCCCGAGUAGUGACCUUUGGGAAACAACCGCCGGUAAUGUGAAUUACGAUGCCCAGACUGGUGCCUCCUUCACCAUCAAUAAGCAAGGAGACUCGCCGACUAUUCGUACAAAGUUUUACUUCUUCUUUGGCCGCACCGAAAUCAUGCUCAAAGUUGCUCCCGGUCGAGGUAUAGUCAGUUCCAUGAUGUGGCUCAGCGAUGACCUCGACGAGGUCGAUUGGGAGUUCCUUGGUUCCAACAAGACAUUUGCGACGACAAACUACUUCGGCAAGGGCCGCCAGGAUUUCAAGAAUGGCGGUUCUCACCCCAUGACUGGUAUGCAGGACGACUACCACAACUACACCACCGUGUGGACAAAGGAUUCUAUUGAGUGGUUCAUUAACGGCAACCAUGUCCGCACCUUGAAUGCCAAGGAUGCCAACAAUACGCACAAUUACCCCCAGACGCCUAUGCGCAUGAGUGUUGGUAUCUGGGCCGGCGGCGACCCUUCCCUUCCUGAGGGCACGCGCAAAUGGGCUGGUGGUGAUACUGAUUACGCCAACGGCCCGUACACCAUGUACCUUAAGAGCGCCCACGUCACUGAUUAUAGCAGUGGCAAGGAAUAUUCAUACGGAGAUCGUUCGGGCAGCUGGCAAAGCAUCAAGAUUGCCAGCGGCAACUCUACCGCUCUCGAGGCUUUGAACAAGCAAGCCGACAAGUCAAUCAGCGAGAAAUGGAAUGAGCUCCCUACUGGAGCCAAGGCUGGCGUCUAUGCCGGAGCUGGUGGAGUCGCGGCCUUAGCUAUAGGAACUUUGCUUUGGUACUACUUCCGACAGCGUCGUAUUGGAGCCGCCGAGGCCAAGGCGGCCGCCGAACGUGAGGAACGGGACCGACGAGAGAACGCGCAGUUCCAAAAGAAUGGAAUUAACCCCGAUAGCUUCGCUGCCCAUGGUCAGGAGUACAACGCCCGGGAUCUUCGCGCCGGUGGUAUGGCUGACAACAACUCGUACCACGUUCCUGAAUCGAACCCAUUCAGUGGCCCCUUUGAUGAAAAGUCUCGUCUUGGAAGCAGUGCGAGUAACGCAAGUACCAUGGGUGGUGCUGGUGCAGCCAUGGCCGGCGGAGCGAUGGGAGCUGCUGGAGCUAUGCGUGGUCAACCUGGCCGGCCUGCCAGCCCUGCCUCUUCCAACCAUCAUGGCUUCGAUUUCGGUGUUCCCCCAAGCCCUGGCCACCCACCAGCACGCUCUCACAGCCCCGGUAUGCGAUCGCACUCCCCCAUGAUCCGAUCACAGAGUCCUGGUAUGCCCCCUCCAGGCUCUCCCGGCUCCCCUCGUCAGUACCAGAUGCGAAGCGACUCGGCCCCAGAUCCUUAUUCACGGAUGGGAUCUCCUGGCCCUCAUCAGCAAGGCUAUGGGCUCCAGAGGAUGCAAAGCCCCGGCACGAUGGGCCCGCAAAGGAGUUUUACCGACAACCAGCAGCCGGGCUAUGGAUACCGCGGGCCUGCGUCUCCUCGGAGCAACAAUGGCUGGUAG